This is a messenger RNA of Sitodiplosis mosellana (orange wheat blossom midge), 1252 nucleotides long. RefSeq names its product ras suppressor protein 1 (gene ics). The transcript has 7 exons. The record is from RefSeq and is a predicted model, not a curated record. Gene Ontology annotation, molecular function: protein binding. NCBI's taxonomy places the organism in Eukaryota, Metazoa, Arthropoda, Insecta, Diptera, Cecidomyiidae. The coding region runs from base 102 to 962 and encodes 286 amino acids.
GAUGGAUUCUUGUGUAUAGGUGUCAUUUGCAAAUACCAUCAUAGUGUUUUCGUGAUAAUCGAAUUAUUCGAGCAACUGGAGUGAAAAAAACAAUAAUAACAAUGAAUCAAGGGCCAGUAUCUUGUUUACCUAUGAACAGUAAAAUGUCGAAAGUGAAAAAAGCACUCGACGAAGCACGCGAAGCUCGUUCUCGCGAAUUAGAUUUGGUUGACAAAAAUGUAAUUUCCUUCGAUGAAAUGCCAGGCCUGUUGAAUAUGCUGAAUGUGACCAGAGUGACAUUGAGUCAUAAUCGCAUCGCAUCAAUCCCGCCUGGCAUUGCCAAUUUGACGAAUUUGGAGAUUUUGAAUUUGACCAACAAUCAUAUCGAAGAGCUCCCAGUUUCGAUUUCGUCAAUGCCAAAACUUCGUAUUUUGAACUUGUCCAUCAACCGUCUCAGUUCAUUGCCUCGCGGUUUUGGUGCCUUCCCAGUGCUCGAAUUACUCGAUUUGUCAUACAAUAAUUUGGACGAAAAUGCAUUACCCGGAAACUUUUUCAUGAUGGAAACUCUUCGCGCUUUGUACUUGGGAGACAAUGAAUUUGAGCACAUCCCUCCAGGCCUCGGAAACUUGAAGAAUUUGCAAAUUUUGGGCCUACGCGACAAUCAACUGUUGGAUGUCCCACGUGAGAUCGGAGAAUGUACUCGUUUGCGUGAAUUGCAUAUUCAAAACAAUCGUUUGACGGUUCUUCCACCAGAAGUUGGUUUCCUUGACUUGCAAGGCAGCAAAUCAGUUUUGAAAAUGGAAGAGAACGAAUGGGUUCCACAAAUUGCCGAACAAUACAUACUUGGAAUCAAUCAUGUACUUGAAUACAUCAAAACGGAAGCGUACAGAAUAAUGUACAACCGUCUGAUGAAUGCUGGUAGUUUGGGCAAAGUACCGCCAAGAAUUGACAAAAGCAAGAAGGCAUCACAACUCAAGAGCUAAGCACACAUAGCCGUUGUUCUGUCAACUAUUUUUGCGCACACUAAUUUACUUACCAGAAAACGAUGCGUGUUUAACUGGACUAAUUACAAAGUAUUUGCCUUAUAUUUUAACACAAAACGAGCAAGCACAAACAAACAAACCGGUGGCCAAAAAUCACACGUGCCUUAAGAAAUCUUCAUUUUAUCUUUUUAGAAAAAAGUCUUCAUAUAUUUGUUUUAUGUAUUAUAAAUGUUUAUUAACGAAAUGUGUAUUUUUAAUCCUCUUUGCGAAAUAAAAAAAAAAACUAAAAC